Molecule: messenger RNA, 960 nt
Organism: Lutzomyia longipalpis
Lineage: Eukaryota; Metazoa; Arthropoda; Insecta; Diptera; Psychodidae
Product: cobalamin trafficking protein CblD-like
Exons: 3
Coding region: 87-827 (246 amino acids)
Biological process (GO): cobalamin metabolic process
Cellular component (GO): mitochondrion
Source: RefSeq, a predicted model, not a curated record
ACAGCUAACCCAGCAGCACAGUGUGUGUGUGAACAUUCAAGUGGGAAAAAUAAAUUUAAUUUCGCUCCGUGGAAAAACGUAAAAUUAUGUCAAUAUUGUUGCUGAAGCAAAUAAAAUUCAGUGCAAAUGCUGCAGAGACUGCCAUGCUGAUGGGCUACCUGCGUAGGUAUUCCCGGAAGAGUGAUCCCAAAAACAUUGAUAGCUCAUAUAAAAUCGUGAAAAUCCGUGACUUUCAAGAUGAUGGGGGACCCCUUGGCGGAGAAGGAGGUUCCCUGGCACUAUUCUCCCCUAGUCGCUUCUACUUGCCUGGCUCCCUGGGGCCAGCUUGGCUGACGCAAUCCACGACAAUCUCAACAAAUAUCACGUUGGAGGAUCUCGUGGAUUUCGAGUCAAAGUCCUCACAAAAGUUCCACAUUAGCUGCCAAAAGUGCCCCAUGUUGAUACGAAAUACCCUCAAGGAGCUCUUUCCCACCGUUCCGGAAGCAACUGCACCCAAUGAUGUUGCCCUUGUGACACUGACCUCGCCAGCCGAGACAGAAAAUAAUGCCAAAUCAUUUGUUCUCAUUGCCAGAGAGAUUUGCAGUCGAUUGCGACACUCAGGGCAUUGGGCGGACUUUAUUAAUCCCUUCAGUGGUAAACCCUUCUAUUCCUUCAUUGGUGCCGACUUGUACACAAUCGAUGAGAGAUUUCGCGGGUUUGGCAUGAAGAUUGAGGAUACAAAUCAAUGCCGAGUCAUCAGUGCUGAUGAUCAAAUCACAUUCUCCGGAAAUGUGUUCACAAAUGCCCCAGCUAGUUUGGACAUUAUUCGAUCCCUCUUGGAUGAGUAGCCUAAAAUUGUCUCUGAUAAAGAAAAAAAAAGAAUAAUCAAACAUCUCCCAGAAGACAUUGAAUUGUCCCAAAGUCACGUGUAUACAAGAAUUUUGUAGAUAGUACAAUGUAAAUUAUAUUCUUGUAAGAAUA